GAAGACGGAAAACACUGCGCUAGCUGGCUGGCCGUAUAUUUAUCUCCUACUUCAUUGCUUGUCUCCCUCUGACGUCCGGGCUCCCUGGGUGCCGCUGGAGUUGCUGUACCUGAAGUUGCUAUACCUGGAGGUGUUAUACUGACGUCUUCCGUCGGGAUCACUGCCGCGCCACAUACACCGAGGACAAGGCGUUGUACACUUGAGGCUGCUGCGGAAUUCUACUCUAAAAAUGCCCCGACCUACCUGUCCAGCGGACAAUGCGCAAGCUGUGGACCAAAGCUCGUUUUGGAGUGGUGAUAAUAUUCAUUGGGAUACGCACAGGAUAGGAUGGGCUAUAGCGGGCGGUUGCGCUGCUGCGACAGUUAUCCUGUCUGCAGUGACAGUAUUGCAACAUUGCCGAAACUACCAGAACCGGGCAGAGCAACGUCAAAUACUUCGUAUCCUGUACAUGCCCCCAGUCUACGCCAUCAUUUCCUUCCUAUCCUACCGUUUCUUCCGAGAUUACACCUAUUACUCCCUGAUUGAAGUUGCAUACGAGGCGGUAACCCUGAGCGCCUUCAUGAUGCUUCUCAUAGAAUAUGUAGCAACUACUGCGGCAGGACAUGCUGCCGAGAAUGCGAUUGCUAGGAAAGAUAAGACUCCUCUACCGUUUCCGUUCUGCUUCUGGAGGUACAGGCCGACCAAGGCGUACUUUAUGUACACAAUCAAGUGGUCUGUGCUCCAAUACGUGGUCGUCAGACCUGGUGUCUCAAUAGCGGGCAUCGUCUGUGAAUACUAUGGCGUUCUAUGUCCAUCGGGGCCGUACAGUAUAUACUACGCCGAGGUAUACCUUGAGGCGAUCGAUUUCGUCAGUAUAACUGUGGCGCUGUACGGCCUGUUCAUAUUCUAUGGGCUCACCCAUGCGGAACUGCAAGGCCGCCGACCGCUGGCGAAGUUCUUGGCUAUCAAGUUGAUCGUCAUGUUCACCUUUUACCAGUCGUUCGUCUUCUCUGCCCUUGAGAGCCACGGCAUAAUCAAAGCUACCGAUUAUUGGACCUCUACUAAUAUCGCGAAUGGACUGAAUGCACUCGCUAUAUGUAUUGAGAUGGUGUUCUUCGCGGCAUUCAUGAUGUGGGCCUACACUUGGAAAGAGUACACCCUGAAGGGCGGCGAGCACACCUCAAUCUGGAGGCCGCUGUGGGACAGCAUCAACUACACCGACUUCGCCAUCGAGAUCUUCGGGUCGCUCAAGUUCUACAUCGACUACCUGCGCGGCAAGCCCGGCACGCACGGCGUGCGCAACGUGGAUGCCAACGGGGCGCCGAAGGCGACGUUCGGGGAGGCCUUCGGUGUCGACGCCGCCCCGCGCUACCCGCUCUCAAGCUAGCUCCGUACAACCCGACCGCGGGAUCGACGGUGAACGUGAAUCACCCCGAGGGCGCGCGGUAUUACCAGGAAGAUAACUCGAGUGCGGCGUCGCUGGGACGGCCGAGCGAUGUGGAUUACCGCAGCCGGCCGGGCGGCUGGAAUCCGGCGUGAGCGUGGGCGAGGGCGGUGGUGCGCGGGGGGAGUUGGCUGGUAUCUACGUUCGUUUCGUUUGUGUCACUAAUCUAUCUAUACCCUGCAUGAUGUAUCCUUGUAUUGCGUGUCAUUGAUAACGGACUCAGUAUUUACUAGUACAGGGU
Messenger RNA from Gloeophyllum trabeum ATCC 11539, 1664 nucleotides. Its product is annotated as DUF300-domain-containing protein. The transcript has 18 exons. The record is from RefSeq and is a predicted model, not a curated record. Lineage: Eukaryota; Fungi; Basidiomycota; Agaricomycetes; Gloeophyllales; Gloeophyllaceae. Gene Ontology annotation, biological process: transport. The coding region runs from base 230 to 1366 and encodes 378 amino acids. Gene Ontology annotation, molecular function: transporter activity.